Molecule: messenger RNA, 1202 nt
Organism: Betta splendens (Siamese fighting fish)
Lineage: Eukaryota; Metazoa; Chordata; Actinopteri; Anabantiformes; Osphronemidae
Gene: rpz2
Product: rapunzel 2
Exons: 2
Coding region: 178-864 (228 amino acids)
Source: RefSeq, a predicted model, not a curated record
UCCAAUCAGCACAGAGCAAGCUAGAAUCACUUCCGCAUGUCUGCUCCCUUAUUGGGCAGGAGCAGCAGUCCUUGUGUUGACUGUAUGAAAAUGGUGGACAGCAGAGUCAGACGGCUCCAGUAGACAGAGGGACAGCAAAGCGUUUAUUACCGACUGAACCCUAAAGCCACAGCAGUGAUGGCUGAUGCAGAGCAGAUCAAGAAAACUGCGGUGAAGGUGCUGAGUGCCGUGGAGAAGGUGUCCUCCUUCGCCUCCUCCAUCGAUCCCAUCUUUGGGAUAGUCUCCUCCCUGGUUGGGGUGGCUCGCAAAGGCUUAACGAGCGAGGAGGGCCACGCUCUGGACAAGGACUUCCAGGCAAUCCACUCCAAGCUGGAGAGCAUCUCUCGGAAGAACCAUCAAUGCCUGAGGCAGAUCCGCAUUGAUGAGGUGAACGAAACCUAUGGCAAAUAUGAGGAGUACAUCAAACACCAGUACUCUGCCUUCAACACCAUGGUGGCUCAGGUGAAGAAAGACCCGCACAACACUCAGAAGUACAUGAGCACUUUUGAGAAGAUUUAUGAGCGAGACAAGAGCGACAUGAGCCUGGAUGUGUACUACCGGGGCGUGAUGGGGACCAACACGCUGUUCGGGAGGCCCCUGCUGGCGGUGUACCUGGAGCACUGCGACGGCGACCGCGACAUCAUGGAGCGCCGCUGCUCGCACAUCACCCACCUGUUCCACAUGGGCCUCAUCGCUCUGAUGGCCUACACGUCUGUUACAGAGGACGACGAAGACGAGGUGCGCGAGAAGUGGGCCAAGAGGGUGGAGGACAUCCAGAAGAAGAUGCAGGAGGUGCUGAGUCAGUGCAAAGACAGCUCGUCCUGAGUUUGGACCAGCAGAAUGGGACAUCCUCUGGGUCCAGUAUGUGUGCUUCCCACUGGGACAAGGAAUAUAAACAUAUACUACAAAAUAAAAAUAAGACCAAAGCCAUAUUUAAAUUUAUGCAUUUGACUUGAUGUUGUAAGUGCAGCUUUUAAUUGUAUCGUUGUUUGCUGUUUUGAGUUUCAAAGAGACCACUAUGUUACAGCUGCUUUGUGUUACAGUAGAUGCUGAAGUUUUAUACGAUAUCUUUAAUUAAAAUCUAUAAAUCAUAUGUUAAUUUGUAUGUGAAAGUUAUAUUUGUGAAACCAACACUUAAAAAUAAAAAUGACUUUUUUUCCCCG